CGGACUAACGAUCGACUACAGGCAAUUUUCCCGAUGCCCCUUCGUACGAAUGGUGGUUUAACCAAGCUCAGCAGCUACGAAACGUUAAAACUACAUACUGCUUACAAACCUGUUCUCCAGUGAUUCAGCAUAUGCCUUUGUACCUUUUCCCCCAGGUCCACUCUAUAUCCAUCCUCACAGCUAUAAUCAUGAGGUUCGAAUACGCCUCAAAGGAAGCAGAUCCUUCAGACAUCGAAGCUGGCGAAGUGUAUAAACGGGUUGCAGCGCGUCGUUUACCACGCCCACUUAUCCCUCUCGAUCUUGGUUUGCUGCAUGCACCUCCCGUUGCAGAUGGCUACAACAGCUUUAUUGGAGCACUUCGGACGAAAACAGUCAUCCCUGCAGCACUAUUGGAAUUGAGUAUCUGUCGCGUUGGUCAUCUCAAUGGCGCUGUUUAUGAGUGGAACGUGCAUGGUCCGCUGGCAUUCAAGGCGAGGCUCUCCAUAGAGCAACUGCAAGGAGCAGCAACCCUACCACCGUUCACCAACAAGCAGGACCGCACACACAAGGCCUGGGAAAGCAGCCUUCUCACUGGGGUACAGCAAGCAGUUCUCAAAUAUACGGAUGAGGUCACUAUGAGGGUAACAGACAGUGAUGAAGUGUUUCGAGAGGUGCGUCAAGCCCUUGGUUCUGACCGCCAAGUGGUAGAACUCACAGCGACUAUUGAUGGGUAUAACUGCGUCAGUCGUAAUUUGGUGGCCUUGGACAUUGGAGAGCAUAGUGCUAGUCGGAUGAAGAGCGCGCGCAGGAAUUGGCCGCUGUCAGUACUCUGGUGA
Aspergillus caelatus is the source of this 815-nucleotide messenger RNA. RefSeq names its product carboxymuconolactone decarboxylase family protein. Bases 132 to 815 code for a protein of 227 amino acids. The record is from RefSeq and is a predicted model, not a curated record. NCBI's taxonomy places the organism in Eukaryota, Fungi, Ascomycota, Eurotiomycetes, Eurotiales, Aspergillaceae. The transcript is spliced from 2 exons.